Pyrenophora tritici-repentis Pt-1C-BFP is the source of this 1350-nucleotide messenger RNA. Its product is annotated as putative transcriptional co-activator protein. NCBI's taxonomy places the organism in Eukaryota, Fungi, Ascomycota, Dothideomycetes, Pleosporales, Pleosporaceae. The record is from RefSeq and is a predicted model, not a curated record. Gene Ontology annotation, molecular function: transcription coactivator activity. Gene Ontology annotation, cellular component: SAGA complex. Gene Ontology annotation, biological process: regulation of transcription by RNA polymerase II.
AUGGCCGGCACAAUACGCCCAAAUGACAUGAAUGUGUCGACGACGCCCACGCUGUCCUCGGGCACCCUCCCCAACCUCGCGUCGCUGCAGACGGACGUCGCAAAGAAGCCAAGUGCACCACGAAGUCCUCGUAUAGACGUCGAACCACUUUACACGGCCGUGAAAGCUUCUAUAAGCGACGCCGACUGGACAAUAUAUAAAAAAGCCCUGUCCUUUUUCCUGCUCGGCAACUUGAACCAAGAGGAGCUUACCCACAAGCUAUCCAAGAUCCUAACGACGCCCGCGCUCGAACACGCACACAAUGCUCUCUUUACGGCUAUAUACGGCAACAUAUGGCGUGAUGCACCAGACGCAGGCAUCGCGAGCUGGGUCAGUAGUAGUGACAAGCCGACGAGCGGGACGAUCAAGGGGACAGGGGAUGAGAGCGAGAAGAGGCUCAAACAUGAAGUCAUGCAGUUGAGUCGGAGAGAGAGAAAGAGGUUAAAAGGGAUACCCGCAGGCGAGAGUCCGUUGAGCACAGGACUGGAGGGGCUGGGUGGUGCUGCGACCGGACCGGCGCAAGAGUACGUUGAGGCGAGACGGGCGAAGCAGAUGGACGUUGGCGCAAAUAACAUCCAAGGCGGAGGAGGAUUCGGCAAGACGAACUGGGAUCUUGAGAUUCGUAAACGCUAUACUUCAGCCCUCUACGUCGAGACGCACGAGUUCCCUACGGCGACCACAAUAGGCUAUCGCCUUCUUCCCAUAUGCUACGAGUUCGGACUUCCACAAGGUCACACGGUCGAUUGCCCAGACUACCUCAAUAUUGCAACCGAAACAUACAUCAAGGAGGCUUUGGCCAACCUGCUGGGCAAAGUCAGCAGUAACGGCCCUGGUUAUGUUCGCACAGGCGAGUUCAAGAAGAAGCUGGCGCGCGAGGAACGGCUAGCCGAGCGGGGCGAAUUGCUAAGGGGAAGCGGCGGCGAACUGCCCAUUGAAACAGAAGAGCGACGGAAGAGAAAACUAUUAUGCAUGGAGGACUUGAGGCUUGCGCUGGAUCUUGGGGACUCGUAUCUGGGCCAAACACCACUUAUUGCUGGAUCGAUAAUGAAUUCGAGGUUUCUGGAUACCGAGGGCAUAGAGGAGAUAUACGACGAGCCUGCGAAACCACUUACCAAUGGUGCACUCACAAAUGGCAUUAAUGGUACCGGUGCGACGAAACAUCAGCUCAAGGGCGAAACGUGGACGAUUGACUUUGGCGACCCGAUGCAGAUUGACGACGAAGUCAACACGAACUGGCAAGGGGGCGGUGUGCAGGAUGUGCAGGAGCUGGACGACGCGCUCGAUGACGUCCUCAAUCUCGGUGAUCUCUGA